Guyanagaster necrorhizus is the source of this 11056-nucleotide messenger RNA. RefSeq lists its product as uncharacterized. Gene Ontology annotation, molecular function: ubiquitin protein ligase activity; protein binding. Gene Ontology annotation, cellular component: nucleus; cytoplasm. Bases 135 to 10835 code for a protein of 3566 amino acids. The record is from RefSeq and is a predicted model, not a curated record. The transcript has 22 exons. Gene Ontology annotation, biological process: ubiquitin-dependent protein catabolic process; protein polyubiquitination. NCBI's taxonomy places the organism in Eukaryota, Fungi, Basidiomycota, Agaricomycetes, Agaricales, Physalacriaceae.
GUCUGAGGCUGCCAACCGCCUCUUCGAGAUCGCUCUGAGUCUCAACUUCCUUCCAUCACUAUCCACUCCCACCACCUCACCCAAAUUAAUCGUGGCUUUGUGGAUUCCACAUUUUUUGUGAGCUCUUCGUGAAAAUGAAGAUUCUUCACAAAUCAAAGAGGGCAGUGCCGCCGCCGCCUCCUGUAGCAGAACUUAUCGCCAAGCUUCAGAACACGCCAAACGACGAACUUCCCAAGACAUUAGGAGAUAUUGUUGUCUGGAAGUGGCAGCGUUCGGACCUGAACGCUUGGAUAAAGGUCUUGAACAAGUUUGACGCCAUUUUGGAGGAGUUAAUUCGCGAUUACACCAUUGACAAACUUCAGAUAUCGCCUUUCACGAUAGAGAGCCGCAGUCUGCUCACAGAGAUAUUGAGGUUUGAGCGCUUGCUGUUAGAGAAUUCGACGAACCGAAAGAUGUUUAACUCUUACGAUCGCCUCAACAGUCUCCUUUUUACGUCUGAUCUUGAUAUCCUUAUCCUCACUCUCAAGCUGGUGCUGCGUCCGUCACAACAGUAUUCAGCCCAGCCAUCUGUUUCACAAGCGCUCAAUAUUUCCACGCCACGACUCCAGUCACUUGCAAAGCGCUGGCCUCACCUCAGGGAGUAUGGUGUAGGUCUCGUCGACCUCUCAGUCGGCAAUGAUACUUCAGACGUUGAAGCUCUUCCCGUCGAGGCCAGGAAAGUCCAUUUCACGUAUUACAGAACCGAUGCCGGCUCCGGCAGCGAUAAGGCGAAGGGUAUGGAUACAGACGUUCCCGAAGCAUCUAGCUCGCAGCCGAAGACGGCGCCUCCUGGCGCCGUCAGCAUUCACAUUGAUGAGUCAACAUUACAGUCCAAGUCGGAGAUGGAGAUUUUGGCUGAUACGAUUGAGAAAUAUUCGGUACCGGAUUCCGAAAAAUUCGAGCUGCUCUGCCGGAUUCGUGCUGCUGUGGUGUUGAGGAAGGGGAAGGAAGACGACAGAGAGAAAUUAGUGAUCAUCCGACUCUUGGCUAUAGCCAUCUUUGGCCAUACACAUCCUGAAGCUCAAGCAACGUCCUCCAUCUUUCUUUACGAGCCCGACUUGAUCACUCAUGUUGCUGAAUUACUCCAAGCUGACAAGGGCAUCCCUAUCGCUGUUCAGACAGCCGCUAUAUCUGCACUUGACGCGCUUGCGAGAUACCGAUCAAAGAUCCAAGAAGUCCUCACAUCAGUGAAUGCCGGUGUCAACCAUGGCAUUCUGAUGGGUCUAUUGCGCAAGACCGUGGGCGACAUUGCCAACCCAGGAUCGUCCGUUCCGAAUUCAUUCGCGGAAGCCUUGUUGUCUUUUGUAACCUUUAUCGCUUCUCAUGCAUCUGGAGGCAAUAUGGUCGUAGGUGCUGGUCUUAUCCCUCUCCUCAUCCAGAUUUUGGAAAACAGGAUUCCGGAUCGGCUGUCUGUUUUGUCGAAGACGAUGCAAUUGGUCGAUAACGUGCUGUAUAGCUUCACCAAUGCUUUCAACCUUUUCUGCACGUCGCGUGGCGUUGAUACUCUGGUUGAGAGAAUCGAGUUUGAGAUCUCGUUCAACGUCAAGGAACACGGAGAUCAUCAGAAGUCUCGGGAAAUAUAUGGAUCCCACAGUGAAAUACCAGUUGCGCGCGCUGCAGUUCUUAAACAUAUUCUACGAUCAAUGCAUCGUAUGAUGCAAUCCUCUGGAACAUCAGAAGGUCUCCGGGGGUUAAUUGAUACCUCCAUCCUGAAGUCCAUCAAGAAAAUAAUUGAAUAUCGCGGCCUCUUUGGUGCAAGUGUUCUGCCCAUAGCGAUCAAUAUCAUGGCAACCUUUGUCCAUAAUGAACCGACAUCUCUUGCUGUGAUUCAGGAAGCUGGUUUGCCUGAGGCUUUCUAUAAGGCCAUCGAACUAGGGUUGGAGCCGGCCAUCGAGGUCAUACAAGCUAUCCCUAAUGCAAUCGGUGCUCUUUGCCUCAAUGAAGUGGGUCAAGCUCAACUCACAGCGAGGCCGAGCAUCAUACCUUCCAUAUUCUCCAUAUUCACCUCUGACCGACAUUUGAAAGUCCUCCUUGAGAAAGAAAACGCUGUCCUCAUAGGUACUGCAAUCGAUGAACUAGUUCGACAUCACCCUCUUCUUAAGGGUCCAGUCUUCGAUUCUCUCAGGGCUACGCUGAGCAAGAUCGAGAACCUGGGAAAUGCCUUCGAGCCACCGGAGGAGGUGAAACAGUGGUAUAAACUUGUUGCUGUGUCGACUGUGACGCCAUCAUCAGAUGAAGAUGUUACAAUGGAGGAUGUUCAAAUUGGUGGCCAGGCAUCUAUUCCUGCACCAAGAACGGCUGAGGACAAGAAACUAAGCGAAGAAGGUGUCCAAAAGGCGCAUGAUAAUCAUAUCGUGUCGUUUAUCGACGUCUUGGGCCGCUUUCUUGAAGGACUUUUCCAGCAUACGCCACAUUGCAGAGACUUUAUUUCCUCCACUGAUGGUCUCGCCAGCUUGGGUAGACUAACGGCUCUCCCUUGCCUUCCGUACGAUUUCGCCAACAGCCUUGCAUCAGAUUCUAUGGUUCAGGUCAUGCGUACAAUGACUGAAGUAGCAACAAGCGAGACUCUUCUCCACUUGGCGAAACUAGUUAAAGAGUCCCUAGAAUUGACCCAGAACUUUUGGGGCGCUUUGGAAGACAAAUCUAAACUUUUACAGUUUGUUGAGCUCGCAAGUGAAGAAGAAGUAAACGCCAAUUAUUAUUUCCGAAACUUGGUGACUUUGCACGUCCGUAUUACCCUUUUGUCAGAUGUUUUUGCAACUGCUGGAUAUGCGCACGGACGUGCCGCCAUCGGCCUUCUUCAGACGCUCAUGAGUAGUACUGCUCCUCAAGUCGUGAAAGAUCUCGGAGCUCUUCACAGGACCAGCAUUUGGGAGAACAUUGUUUUGAAAGUCGGUCUUGCAGCAAAGGGCAUUGAUGUUUUGCAAACACCCACAUUGUCGCCUUUGGAGAGGUCUCCCGAUCAAACUGCCAUCGGCUUACCUGAUACGGCAGGACCAGCACCCUCUGCUGGUACAAAUGGCACCGUUGAUGAUGCACAAUCCGGUGUUCCGCCUUCCAGUGUUAGCAAAGAACCCGAGAUUCCUAAAGCCGGCAGCCCUAGAGAGCAAAAUGCGACGGCGCUGAAGCAUUUGACUCACGGGUUACCGAGUUCUCUAGCUCCAUUUUUCCAAGCUAUGGUUAAGAUGUUCCAUGCUCGAAGGACGCCGGACCCUGCGCAGAGGAAGCAGAUGGCGGAAUCAUCUGCCGUGGUUGCUGACAUUUUGCUGAAGCAUUUGAACGUCGAGAAUCUUGGUGAUAAAACUUCAACAUUCGCGUACUACGCUAUCAUUCUUGGUUUAAUGACGAUGCUUCUUGUCGAUGAACGUACCACCACAAGCACUUUACACACCGUUCAAGUUCUUGCUUUAUACCGUGCGGGGGGUCUUGAAGCCGUCUUUGAAGUAUGCCGAUCCUUCACCUCAUCUAUCGAAUCCAUUGCGCCGAUCAGAGAGGAGGCUCGGUCAGAAGCAGAGGCAAGUGAAUUGUCUCAUGCCUAUGGUGGGCUCAAAGUAGCACUCCAUCUGCUGCAUCCCCUCAUCUCCUCGAAGCCUCUCUUCGAUUCUGGACAAACCGCUCUCCUCGUGAGUCGCGAUGUCAGGGAAAGUGAACCAGAAUAUUUCGAGCCCCAUAACUUCCUUGUUCGGCUACGGACUGCCUGUCUGCCAUUCCUACGUGGUGUCUGGGAAGCCCCUUGGCUCAUUCAGGCGCCCCUCUUCGUUAGCAGAUUUGUGGUUCAGUCCGUCUUGGAGCUCAUCAAUGGUGACAACGAGGAGACUAAGGGAGAAUCCGAAUUGGGCUCACUUCCCACUGGAAUCACGCGCGCAUCAGGACUCGACGAAAAUCGCAUUCGUCAACUGACUGAUAUGGGUUUCCCUCGAUCUGCUGCCGAGCGUGCAUUGACCCGUACACAUAACAAUGUCAAUGCUGCAACAGAGUUGCUUCUAGCGCAUCCGUUCCCUUUUCCGCCCGAUCCAGAGCCAGCCACACGACCUGCUUCCUCCGAGGCCCUUGCUCCUCUGGCUCAGUCGGACGAUAGCAAUGCGGCGCCGGAGUCGUCUGAUGCAGCCUCCACUCCUCUCCCUGAAACGCCAACGGGGAAAAUGAAUGAGGACUGGCAAAAGGAAUUGAACGAGGCCAGAGAGCCUCUGAAGGCUGGUAUCAGUCGACAAGCUUUGUUGCUCGUUGAUGAGCAUCUCUCACUCAUUUUCGAUCUACACGUUGCCUUCAUAAGGCCGUCGAGUGUGCAUCAACGAAAAGCUGUUCAGGAUCUUGUUGAUGAUAUCAAAUCGUUCUCUCCAUACGCGUACGACGUACAGGAGCAACCGCUCGCAAACCGAUGCCGACUGCUUGCACUCGUGCUCUGCGAGACGCCUUCAUCAUUGAAUCCCGAACUACGAGCGGCAUUAAUGGACAGUCUCUUGGCUUUGCUGCUGUCUAAUCCUGUCAGCAUUAAUCCAGAUCACCCAUCCAUUCCUCGGUGGCUUGCUGCCCAUCUACUUGUCACUGAGGCAUUGUUCACUCUGGCUGAUGAACCUCGAAGUAUCACUGUUCCCAAAGAAGGUGAGCCUGUCGUCCCGGAGCCUGUCUCGACAGGCCCUCCUCUGACGGAAGCCCGGACCAUUGUGUUCGAUUUCUGUCUGCGACUACUCGCCAUUCCUGAUCUCCCAAGUGAUGAGUUACUUUCGACUCUGCGUCUCCUUGUCCUGUUGACUCGCGACCAUACGGUGGCUUCGCACUUCGUGAGUCGCGAUGGACUUGACAUGCUUUUCCGGAGGCUCCGGACGUCUGCUGUUAACGGGAGUUCCUCUUAUAUCGCAACCAUUCUUCGUCACCUCGUUGAAGACGUUUCGGUCGUCAACAAGAUCAUGCAUCAGUCCAUCAAGCGUUACUUUACUCAGCUUCGUGGGCGGCCCUCAGAACCUUCCACAUAUGUCCGCAAUUGCAGCGCAAUGGCGCUUAGGAACUCAGAGCUUUUCAUUGAAGCGACCAAGUCUUUAUGUCAACUAGAAUCGCCUUACUCCUCCAACCCACAUCUGUCCUUGCGGAGUGAAGUCGCUGACGAUAAAGCCACGGCCAAUGUUGAUGCUGACAUGCAAGUAGAUGGGCCAGCCGCCGCAGUAAAGUCUUCUGAUUCUGCUGCUGCGACAAUGCAUUUUCUUAUUGGGGAACUCAUGGCUACAUGUCGAACGGCAGCAGAGAAGGAAGAGGUCGACGGCCAAAAGGCGAGCGAUGGCACAGACGCGGAGCUCUCAGGCUCGGACGUCAAGGACAAAACACAAUACAUGUGUUUUCUUAUGCAAUGUCUGACCGAAUUGCUCUUUUCUUACGAUGCCUGCAAGUCUGCCUUUUUAUCUUAUUCCCCCAAGAAGUCCCGAUCCCACGGAAAAGAGACUGUCAAUAAGUCACGGACGAUGACGCUUCACUUCUUCCUUUCUGAUCUCGUCGCAUAUGAGACUAUCAAUCCCCAACCAGAUACAGAUUGUCGCCGGCGUAUGCAAGUAUGCAAUUGGGCCAUGUCUGUUUUGGUGGCGUUAUGUAUUGAUAGUUCAUCCACGUACGAACCGAAGGAUGUCCCUUCUUUACUUGUCUCCGUCAGGAAGACCGUUCUCGAUGCGAUUGGCAAAUCCAUCAAGGACCUUCCAGUUUCCGACAGCUUGGAAGCUCGAUAUGGCCGACUGCUAGCACUAGCUGACCUCUGCCAUCGCCUGUUGACUGUUCGUUUUAACAAUUCCUCUUCGAGGAAGCAGCAUGACGAAGGACCAACCCAUGUGGCCAAGGUCAUGCUCGAGAAGAAUUUCGUCUCAACCCUUACGAGUGCGCUUUCAGAAGUCGAUCUCAACUACCCCAAUGUACGCGGCCUAGUCAUAUCCAUUCUACGUCCCUUGGAGCAGCUUACCAAAAUUGCCAUCAAGAUGAGCAGAACAACAAGUAAAGGUAGAGAUGUUAUUGACGAGACGAAGGCGGAGAGUGUUGUAUCCAUGGACUCUGAUGACUCUGAAGAACCUGAAGAAACACGCGAAGAGACUCCAGAUCUGUACAGAAACUCUGCGCUGGGUAUCUAUGGCGGUGAAAUGGAGGAUGUGCAUUUCAACGGGGAGGAUGAUAUGCAUGAAGAUGACGAUGACGACGAUGACGACGACGAAGAGAUGGAUUUCGCUGACGAGACUGGAAGUGAAGAUACAUCAAACACCGCUGAUGAGGGUGACGACGAUGAUCUUGAAGAACAAGUCCCGCGUGGCGAUGGUUGGGAGCCAGAUGAAGAGGAGGACGAGGAAGAUCUGGUGCACAAUGAAGAUGAGGACGACAAUGAUGAGGAAGACGAAGAUGAAGACCACCGAGGGGACGGCAUUGAAGGGGCAGAAGGGGACGAAGAAAUGAUAUGGCAGGAUAUUCACGGUGUGAAUCCUGAUAACGGUGGCGAUGAUGGCGACGACGAGGAUGAAGUAGCCGGACCCAUCCAAAUCAUACAUGAAGAUGACGAAGACGAGCCCGAGAUGGUUUCGGAUGAUGAGGAAUUUGGUCAAGAGAUGGAACUUGAAGGUCACGACUUCGUUGGAGACAUCUUUGGGUUCUCCGACAACAUCAAUGAUGGUGCAGGCGUAUUCGUACCUAGGCGACAUCGAAGUUCAGCCGAUGACAACGUUCAAGUAUUUGGACGCGCCCGUAGUGGUGCUGCACCUCCGCCUGAGGCAACUACUCAUCCUCUUCUCCUGGACGCUUCGACUGGGAAUCGUUCUUUGACUUCACAAUCCCGUCUUUCACGACAGCAACCUCGGAUCAUCUCGGAUGGCAACAGUGAACUUUUGCAAACCAUCGAGCAGCUUGUUGGUGGCGGUGCUGUACAGCUUUUCCAUCACAUUAUGACUCGCGGCCGCGGAGGAGGCGGUCCCGAAACCAUACGGCUAGAUGUUCCAUCUGGAACUCUAAUGAACUUGGAUAGAGGUUACCUUCAGCGCCGACCGGGACCGGUCAUUUCCGCCUCCGUGCGAGUAGAGCGAGGCUCACGAUCGAAUCAUGGGAACGCUAGGGAUCUGGACCCUCUGCUGACAUUGCAACGGUGGACAGAGGAGGUCAAAAUCCUUCAUGGUGAAUUUGUCGCUGAAAGAGUAGGGAAGCUCGCGAACCAUAUCUUCUUGGCACUCCUUCCCGCAGCAAUUGAAUCUGCCAAACAGGCAAAGAUUCGGGAAGAGGCAUUGACUCGUGAACGAGAAGCGCAAGCCAAUGCAGAGGCUGCUGAUAAGGAGGCAAAAGAAGAGCAGACUGCAAAAGAAGAAGCGGGAACACAAACGACGCUUUCGCAAUCUCAAUCCAUUUCACAGGAGCUUUUACAGAGUAUUUCCGUCUCGGCUGCUGUUCAAGAAGACCAUCCAAUGGAUGAUGCGAACCCCACCAUCGAUACGGAUACCGAAAUGAUUGAUGGGACUACCCAGACUCCUGCUCCAGCAGUCGAAAGCGAGCCUUCUUCUGCUCCUAACUCUGAAUCGAAUGCAGGUCCAGGACACGCUUCAAGCAGUCAAGCGGAGGCACCAACUCGUGUAACUGUUUUGAUCAACGGGAAUGUUGUGGACAUCACCGAUACGGGCAUCGAUCCUACAUUUUUGGAAGCUUUACCAGAUGAUAUGCGAGAAGAAGUACUCAAUCAGCAUGUCCGUGAUCAGCGCGCAGCAAGAAUUGAGAGACCUCCGGACUCUCAAAUCAGUGUAGAGUUCCUAGACGCGCUACCUCCGGAAUUACGGGCAGAGAUCAUCCAGCAGGAGGCGGUAGAGAGAUCGCGCCGACGGGCUGAGGACGCUGAACCGCAAGACGUCGGUCCAGGACCAGUAGAUAUCGAUCCUGCUAGCUUCAUCGCCAGUCUGGAUCCCACACUUCGUCAAGCCAUUCUAUUGGACCAAGACGACGGUUUCAUUCAAUCUCUGCCAUCGCACAUGAUUGCCGAAGCUGGUGUAUAUCGUGAUCACCAACCUCGAAGGUUUCAUAUAGGAGCUAACUCUUCUCUUCGCCCUACAUCGGGUUCCUCUGCGCCUCGAAAGUUUUCCCCGCAGCAUGAUGCCAUCCAGCUGCUCGACAGGCAAGGCAUUGCCAUUCUUGUGCGAUUGCUAUUUUUCCCGCACGUUCUUAGAAAGAGUCUCCUGUUCAAGGUUCUAGUAAAUCUUUGCGAAAAUUCCAAAACUCGCACGGAGCUUUUCAACCUUCUCUUGAAUAUUCUUCAAGAUGGAACAGGAGAUCUCAGUGCCGUCGACAAGAGCUUUGCACAAAUGUCCUUCCGCAAUUCGAAGCCGCAGAGAGCCCUUGGAAAGCAAAAAUCAGGAUCCGAUUUCGUAACAGCCCUCACCCUCCCUAAUGUCCCCAGCGAGGCCAUUCCCGACCUCAUUGCGCAGCGUUGCCUCGACGCACUGGUAUAUAUCGUAACUGCCAACCAAAUGGCAUCUUUGUUCUUCCUGACUGAACACGAAGUACCGGCAGGUCUUCGGAGGGCAGCCUCAAAAAAAGGGAAAGGAAAGGAGAAACAGAUGCCACAAAGUCACUACCCCAUUGUGCUCCUCCUUGGCUUACUUGAUAGGCAGUCUCUACUUCGUACUCCGUCCAUCGUGGAGUCGGUAGUGGGCCUUCUUGCAACAGUAACGCGACCUCUCACCAGUAUCAAGGACAAUAAGAAGCUUCCUGAUUCUGAUCCUUCGUCUGCAGAAUCGCAAGGCCAGUCCUCACAGUCCCAACUCCCUGAGACCGUGGAAGGUAGUGCUGUUGCUCUGGAGGCUACUAAUCCCACUGGAACUAGUGACAUCAUUCCAGAACCGUCAGCGUCGACAGGCGCAAUCAAGGACAAGAACCUCUCCAUCGAGGCGGUUGAAGAGAAAAUUCUCGUUGCGAACCCCCCACAGAUACCCCAUGGCGUCCUUCGCUUCAUUGUCAACAUUCUCACUGUUGGCGAAUGCUCUGCUCGAACUUUCCAGCAGAGUUUGGCCCUCAUUCAGCAUCUAUCCAACAUACCUGAUGCCCGUGAUGUUAUUGCACAAGAACUGAGGUCAAAAGCUCAAGAGUUCGGACAAAGUCUCCUGGACGACCUCGAUGAACUUGUCACUGCACUAUUGAGCGCUCAAGGCGACGUCUUGAUCAGUUCCGUGGCGUCCAAGUUUUCUGCCCCAUCAUCGACACAGGCCAAGCUUCUUCGCGUUCUUAAGACCAUUGAUUACAUGUAUUCUCCCAGGCCAUCCGCUGCCAAUGAAGGCCACAACGACACCGAGAAGGUUCAAAGCAUCUAUGAGUCCUUCCGGUUUACACCUCUCUGGAAACGGUUGGGAGAUUGUUUGGCCGUCAUUGAAGAGAAGUCAGAUAUGGAACAUGUGGCAACUGUUCUUCUGCCUCUCAUUGAGGCUUUGAUGGUUGUUUGCAAGUAUGUUGGUCCUAAGGCGUCCUCUUCUGGUGUUGCUCGAGCACUACGUGCAACAUCCUCUCCAAAGAGUCCCACUACACCGUCGGAAGCCAUGGAGGACCUCUUCGUCACCUUCACUGAUGCGCACCGCAAAGUGCUCAAUGUCAUGGUUCGCAAUAACCCAUCAUUGAUGAGUGGCUCUUUCUCCCUUCUUGUCCACAACCCCCGCGUCCUUGAUUUCGACAAUAAGCGUAACUACUUCUCGCAGCAGCUGCAUCGUCGUCCUCAUACGCGAGAUCAUCAUAGUACGCUACAGCUCAAUGUUCGUCGGGCACGUGUGUUUGAAGACAGUUUCCAGCAUUUGCAAAGGAAGACCGGAGACCAGAUCAAGUAUGGGAAACUGAGCAUCCGGUUCUAUGAUGAGGAGGGUGUUGAUGCCGGAGGACUUACGCGAGAAUGGUUUCAAAUUCUCGCUCGUCAGAUGUUUGAUCCCAAUAAUGCACUCUUCCAGCCCUGUGCUGCCGACAAACUUACCUAUCAACCCAAUAAGAAUUCUUGGGUCAACCCGGAGCAUCUGUCCUUCUUCAAGUUCGUAGGACGGGUCAUCGGGAAAGCUAUCUACGAUGGCCGAUUGCUCGAUGCGUAUUUUGCAAGGAGCCUAUACAGACAGCUUCUCGGCAAGCCAGUAGACUACAAAGAUGUUGAGUGGGUGGAUCCAGAGUAUUACAACUCACUGUGCUGGAUUCUGGAGAACGAUCCUACACUCCUUGAGCUGACGUUCAGCGUCGAGGCUGAUGAGUUCGGCGUCAAUCGCAUUGUUCCUUUGAAGGAGGAUGGUGAAGGUAUACCGGUGACACAAGAGAACAAGCGGGAGUUUGUCCAACUCUCUGCCCAAUACCGGCUAUAUUCAUCUAUCAAAGAUCAGAUUGAGCAUCUCUUAAACGGCUUCUACGAAAUCAUCCCGAAGGAUCUGGUCACUAUCUUCAACGAGCAAGAACUGGAGCUUCUCAUUUCAGGAACUCCUGACAUCGAUGUUGAUGAAUGGAGAGCUGCGACGGAAUACAAUGGAUACACAAGCUCCGAUCCUAAUAUUGUUUGGUGGUGGCGAGCUCUUAAGUCGUUCAACCGGGACGAGCGCGCCAAGGUCCUCAGCUUUGCAACCGGGACAUCAAGAGUUCCACUCAACGGGUUCAACGAUCUCCAAGGGGUGCAAGGGGUUCAAAAGUUCUCGAUCCAUCGUGCAUACGGGGAAUCAGACCGGCUGCCGCAGGCGCACACGUGCUUUAACCAGAUUGAUCUUCCUCAGUACUCAUCGUACGAGAUGCUUCGACAACAAGUGCUACUGGCAAUCAGUGAAGGAGGCGAAGGAUUCGGAUUUGUAUAAUGUUUAAACACGACGAAAAAAAUAAAAGCAGAUAUUAUUACUCACCAUCCUGUAGCUCAUUCAUCCCAUUGUAUAUACACACUCGCAUUGUUCAAUGUAACGCUUUCUAUCGACGCUUUCUCUUCCCUGCGACGGCUGUUACUCUUUUCCCUUGUUUCCGAACGUCGGUUAUUACGAAUACCGAGUAGAUGAUGACAUACCCCGCUUUGCGUCUUCUAUGA